Molecule: messenger RNA, 3252 nt
Organism: Alternaria arborescens
Lineage: Eukaryota; Fungi; Ascomycota; Dothideomycetes; Pleosporales; Pleosporaceae
Product: putative importin subunit beta-4
Exons: 3
Coding region: 1-3252 (1083 amino acids)
Biological process (GO): protein import into nucleus
Cellular component (GO): cytoplasm; nucleus
Molecular function (GO): small GTPase binding; nuclear import signal receptor activity
Source: RefSeq, a predicted model, not a curated record
AUGGACGAGCAACAGUUUGUCCAGCUGCUCGAGGGCCUCAUGGAGCCCGACACCGAGCGUGUCAAAUCCGCUACCUCUACUCUCAACAAGAACUACUACAACUCACCCGCCUCCCUCAAUGCCCUCCUUCAGAUUCUCUGCGGCCACCCCAAGCCUCAGCUCCGCCAAUUGGCUGCAGUCGAGGCUAGGAAGCUGGUAACAAAGCACUGGGCCAACCUGCCUGCGGACCAGAAGAACUCUCUCCGCAACCAGUUGUUCCAGUUCACACUGAACGAGGAUGUAACUCUCACACGCCACUCUGCUGCCCGCGUCAUUGCGGCCAUCGCAUCCCAAGAUUUUGAGGAUGGCGAGUGGGCUGACCUGCCCGGAUACCUCCAGCAGGCCGCCACCAGCUCCGAGGCACGACACCGUGAAGUUGGUACAUACAUCAUCUUCACCACACUUGAGUCAGCGGGCGACUCGUUCCCCGGCAAGCAAGCCGAUCUGUACAAGCUGUUCAGUUCAACCAUCCAAGACCCUGAGAGCGUCGAUGUCAGAAUCAACACAAUGCUCAGUCUCAGCCGCCUGGCCAUGCUGCUAGAGCCCGACGAGAGCCCCAAGGAGCUUGCCAUGUUCCAAGAGUCCAUCCCUGGCAUGGUCACCGUUCUGAAGGCCACUGUCGACGAGGGUGAUGAGGACCGCGCAAUGCAAGCUUUCGAGGUCUUCCAGACUCUCCUUGGCUGCGAGUCUGCACUUCUCGCAAAGCACUUUGGCGACCUUGUUCGCUUCAUGCUGGAGCUUUCUUCAAGCACCAACGUCGAGGACGAUUACCGUUCCCAGGCUCUCGCAUUCCUGAUGCAGUGUGUCCGCUACAGGAAGCUCAAGGUACAGGGCCUGCGAAUCGGUGAGGAGAUGACCUUGAAGGCUCUCCACAUUGUCACUGAGCUCGGUGAUCUGUCCAGUGAGGAGGAGGAAGUCACACCCGCCCGUUCCGCUCUCGGCCUCCUCGACAUCCUCGCAUCCAGCCUCCCUCCCAGCCAAGUUGUCAUUCCUCUUCUCAAGAACCUCGGCAACUACUUCCAGUCGCAGAACCCUGACUACCGUCAAGCUGCCAUCCUGGCUCUCGGUAUGUGUGUCGAGGGUGCGCCUGACUUCAUCGCUACCCAGCUUAACGAGAUCAUGCCUAUGGUUCUACACUUGUUGGAGGACCCUGAGCUCAAGGUCCGGGCCGCCGCUCUCAACGGUGUCGCUCGAUUGGCUGAUGAUCUUGCCGAAGACGUUGGCAAGGAGCACGCCCGCCUCAUCCCUGCUAUGCUCAAGAACUUCGACCUUGCUGCCAACAACAUGCAAGGCUCAGAUGAUGAGCGCAACCUCUCCAUUGUUCGCGGCAGCUGCCAUGCUAUCGACUCCCUCAUCGAGGGCCUAGAGCCAGAGGACGCUGGCAAGUAUGUUCCCGAACUCAUCCCACGCUUCAGCAAGCUCUUCCAUCACGAGGAUCUCAAGGUGAAGAGUGCUGCCAUCGGUGCCGUUGGCUCUAUUGCCUCCGCUGCCGAGAAGGCCUUCAUCCCAUUCUUCCCCCAGACCAUGCAGGAACUUUCCUCAUACGUCAGGAUUAAGGACAGCCAAGACGAGCUCGACCUUCGUGGUGUCACCUGUGAUUCCAUGGGCAAGAUCGCUUCUGCUGUUGGCCCUGAGCCUUUCGAGCCCUACGUUCUGCCGCUCAUGGAGGCUUCCGAGGAAGCUCUUCACUUAGACCACCCCCGUCUCAGGGAGACCAGCUACAUCCUCUGGAGCACCAUGGCUAAGGUCUACGAGGAGGGCUUUGCUAAGUACCUUCCCGGUGCUGUGAAGGGCCUCAACGAUUGCCUUGAUCAAGAAGAGACCAACCUCGACGUUGAGUUUGGUGAGGAGGCGGCUGAUUUGGCCGGCUCCGAGGUGAUCAUUCAGGGGCAGAAGAUCAAGGUUGCUGCUGCCAGCGACGACGACGACGAUGACAGCGAUCUCAACGAAGCCCUCAUGGCCGGUGAUGACGAUGACGACUGGGAUGACCUAGAAGGCGUCAGCGCUGUCGCCAUGGAGAAGGAGAUCGCUGCUGAGGUCUAUGGAGACAUCAUCACUCACACUCGCCGCGAGUACAUCCCUUACAUGGAGGCGACCGUCACCAAGCUGCUCGAACUUGUCGACCACUCCUAUGAGGGCAUCCGUAAGGCCGCUCUUGGCACCCUAUGGCGCACAUUUGCCUGCCUCUUCGGUAUGGCCGAGGGUGAUGGUAUGGCUAAGUGGAAGCCUGGUCUUCCGCUUGCCGUUGACAUUCCCGACGAGCUGAAGAAGCUCGGCAAUCUCGUUAUGACUGCCACCAUGACCAUCUGGCAAGACGAGAUGGAUCGGGGUACUGUCACUGACAUCAACCGUGAUGUUGCUGCCACUCUCAAGCUCUGCGGACCGGCUGUUUUGUUGACCGACAACGGCACCGUGGUUCCUGAUCUCUGCCAGCACUUGCUCGCUGUCAUCACCAAGCGUCACCCUUGCCAGCAGGAUCUCGGUGAUGAAGCCGAGGAGGAGAUUCUUGAUGAGUCUUCCGAGUACGACUGGCUUGUCAUUGAGACUGCCCUCGAGGCUGUCACCUGCCUGUCAGUCGCACUUGGCUCGCAGUUCGCCGAGCUCUGGAAGAUGUUCGAGAAGCCAAUUGUCAAGUACGCUAGCAGCCAGGACUCUACUGAGCGAAGCGCUGCUGUCGGAACCAUUGCUGAGUGCAUCGGCAACAUGGGUGCUGGCUGCACACCUUACACCACUGGCAUGCUGAAGCUCCUUCUCCACCGCCUGUCGGAUGAAGACCCAGAGACCAAGUCCAACGCCGUCUACGGUAUCGGACUUCUCUGCGAGAUGACCACGAACGAUGAUGAGAUCCUCAAGUCUUUGCCUACAAUCUUCUCCAAGCUCGAGCCUCUGCUCGAUGCUCAGGACCAAGCACGCCUUCUUGAUAACACUGCAGGCUGCGUCAGCAGGUUCAUCUCGAAGCACCCUGGCAAGCUUCCCAUUGCCGAGGUCUUGCCUCGCCUGGUGCAGCUCCUGCCUCUCCGUGAGGACUACGAGGAGAACAAGCCCGUGUUUGGCAUGAUCGUCAAGCUUUACCAACAAAACGAGCCUACAGUGCAGCAGCUCACAUCUUCGCUGAUGCCUGUGUUUGAGAAGGUUCUCAGCCCGCCUGAGGAGCAGCUCGAGGAUGAGACGCGCUCGCAGCUUGUUGAGCUGGUGCAAUAUCUGCGCAAGUAG